This is a messenger RNA of Drosophila bipectinata, 3146 nucleotides long. The record is from RefSeq and is a predicted model, not a curated record. Lineage: Eukaryota; Metazoa; Arthropoda; Insecta; Diptera; Drosophilidae.
UGGAUGUUUCAGCAAGCUCUGAGUUGAUUUUCAAUAGUUGUUUCUAGUUAAUUUCGCACUCGUUUCGUCAAAGGUUUUCUCUUUUUGGUCUUAAAUUUUAUUGUCUAUACAAAGAAAUGUUUUAUAAAUCUAUAAAGAUUUUUCGUUAGUACAUGCGAUACUGUUAGAAACUGUUUGGCUUCUGCUUCAAAAUUUCACGUUAGUUGCAAGGAGCAAUCGACAGUUUUGUCGAGUAGCCUAGCCACCCACCCAACACACACCGGACGCAGAAGGGAGGGAGGCCGCCGAGGACGGUCACCACGCCCCAGCUCAAGCAAACGUACAGAGAAACGAAAAAAAGAAAGACCGAAGACAGCCGGAUCACCGUUGGAGACGGAGAAGGAGGAGCAGUAGCCAGCAGUAUGACACAGAGUACGCCGGGCGGAUUUUCCGGUCCUGGAAACCGCAACCGGUACUAUAAUCCUGUCUCCAAGAUCCAAUCACUCAUCCAUAACCUUGAUGCGGAACUGGUGCAGCUCUGCAAGCAGUGCUCCGUGCCAAAGCCCUUGACCAACAACAAUGGCAGUAGUAGCAGCUACGCCCAUAAUUACGCGCAUGGCACAGGACCUCUGGGCUCCGGCACAGUCACCAGCUCCAACAUUCCCAUGCAUGGCGGCUUCAGCAGCGGUCAGUAUCGACCGGAAAGUAUCGGCAACUUGCUGGCCCGAGCCCGUUCCUCCAGCUUGACAGCCCGGCCGCCAACGACCAGCUCGCCGAUGGCCCCGGAUGCACACAAGCGGCAGAUGCGCAACGUUUACCGGACACGGGUGAUUGACGCGUACCGAAAUCGACGGAUCUUCACAGUGUACGGGAACUACCACACGGUGAGGCGGGCAUUGAUGCGGCGCGGUUGGCUGGAGAAGCUGCCAGCGGCUCGCCACGCCAAGUUGCAGAACAUGUCCGAGGACGCGCUGCUGGAGCAUGCCAGGCGUGGCAACGAUUACGAGGCGGUGGUCAUCUCAAAGAUGAUCAAUCAUUUUCCGGCCUUCUUCAUUUGGCAGGGUAAGGGUCAGCGCGAUCUUUGCGCCGAGGUGCGUCCUUUCCGGAAUCGGGUGCGCCGCAGCCAGUUCUUAGACUUCUCCACCAAAGUGGGCUUGGUUGGAUGCGCCGAUCAGGAGAGAUGGUACCGUGAAGACGGCGUCUGCGGGAUGAGCUAUCCGCGCUUCUACAGGCUGGGAGGAAACAAUCUUGAGGAGCGUAUGGCCUUCAUCGAGGACUACCAGCAGACCCAGGCCCGCUCUUUGCUGCUGUACAUAAAGGAGCAUCGCCCGUCUGAAAUGAUCAGCGAUACGGGAACUAUAUCCAGCACUACCAUCGACUUUGCCCUGGCCAAGGUCAAAAAGAUGAUACGUCAGGCGGAGCACUACUCCCUGGACGAUGCCCGCAUCAAGCCACCCACUCCCGCCGAGAUUGUCGAGAACCAGACGUUCAUGGUCCAGUCCACAGAUCUGCUCAAAUCCAACGCCAAGUUUAAAGUCAGCGAGAAGGUGAUGUCCGAGUACGCUCGUCUGGCGGGUAUCUACCUCGAUCAGAUUGAAUCGCUCCGCCCGGACUACCGCUGGGACGGAAGCCGCAACCUUUGGAUCCUGAAGCCGGGCUACCAGUCGCGUGGUAUUGGUAUCGUGAUACGCAGCUCUCUGGACGACAUCCUGCAGUGGACGUCGAAUAAUCAGAACAAGAAGUACAUUGUCCAGAAGUACAUAGAACGACCUCUCCUCGUUUACCGUACCAAGUUUGACAUCCGGCAGUACAUGCUACUGACAAUCACGGAAACGAAAGUGAGCAUCUGGAUGUACCGCGACUGCUAUCUGCGCUUUAGCUCCCAGGAGUUCACCAUGGACGAUCUGCGGGAGUCGAUCCACCUGACCAACAACUCGGUUCAGAAGCGUUACAAGAACAAGCUCAAUCGCGAUACCCGGCUUCCAAAACACAACAUGUGGUCGCUGGACCAGUUCAAAAGCCAUCUCCAUCAUGUGGGUGCGCCGGACGGGACGUGGACAAAGAUCUACAACGGAUUCAAGCAAAAUCUGGUGGCAGUAGUGAUGGCUAGUAUAGACGAGACGGAGUUGGUGCAAAACGCUUUCGAGCUAUAUGGGUGCGAUUUUAUGGUGGACGAGCAUUAUAAUCCCAUUCUGAUUGAGAUUAACUCCACCCCGGAUCUCUCACCCUCGACGGAGAUCACAGCCAGGAUCUGUCCCAUGGCCCUAAAGGACUGCAUUCGUGUGGUAGUGGAUCUGCCCAAGAACUCUUCUGCGGGGACCGGACUCUUUGAACGCGUCUUUGAGGUCAACUACAGUAUAAACAAGGGGUCGGAUGGAAAACCGCUAGAGCUUAAUGGCAAACAGAUGACGCUCUUCGAAAAUCUUCCAAAGAUGAGGAACAGCCCGAGGACACGGCUUCUGCGGAAAAUAUUAAACAAUGUGAAGACCUCCAAUAGCCGAAAGCUGGAUAAGAUCAAGGAACCCCAGAUAAAAGCCAUAAGGGGCAUACCUAUCAAGACUGCCAGGAAAAAUGUAUCUGAUUCGAAAGCAAGUUCAAGUGCGCCCUCAGCACAGCCUUCCUCACACAAUGUGUCACCCAAGGCUAUCCUGAAUCCAACAACACGUGAAAAUCUUGCACUUCAGUACACCGCACCGAAAUAAAAAUUGGAAGAAAUAUGGACUGUAUUAGUAAACACUUAUAAAUUCUUCUAAGUAAUAGCCACGAACGCUCACCCCCCGAAGAUAUAAAAAAUAAAUUUAAAAGCUUCUAAAUCAUGAAUUCUGUAUGAAGAAUGCUGUGACGACUUAUAACAAAAUAUGGGACUUGACGAUGCUAUAGCUUCACCAUCUGCGUCUGCAAGAUUGCAUCAACAGGGCAGUGAAUAUCAAGAAUAUGCAGACAAAGCUUUAUUUAAAUGUAUCGAACAGAAAUUAUUUAUUAUAUUUUGGAGUCGCAAUAUCGUUCCCGACAGAUUUCCCAAAUAUAAUCUCACAAUCAAUCGGUAUUCCUGAAAAAUUCUGCCACCCAAGAAAAAGAAAAUGCUGGUUUUGGAUAUUGGAACACCCAUCAACAUGAUGUCAUACAUCAAAAUAUAAAUGUAGCAAUAAAAUUCGAUAUGAUCUUUA